GCCGGCCUUGCUGGAGUCGCGAUGGACCUGCGGAUCCUGGAGCACCGGGUGCGGGUGCUGAGCAUCGCCCGCGGGGGCCUCUGGCUCUACAUGCACCCGCUCCUCAAGAUGCUGCUCCUGCCGCAGCGUAGCAGGUGCAAAUUCUUCAGCUUAACCGAGACUCCUGAAGACUAUACUGUUAUAUUGGAUGAAGAAGGCUUUAAAGAGCUACCCCCGUCCGAGUUCUUGCAAGUGGUAGAUUCUACCUGGCUGGUGCUCAACGUCUUGUCCAAUGGCAGCUCUUCCGCCAACAUCCAGCCCAUUGGCGUCACCAAGAUCGCCAAAUCUGUCAUUGCACCAUUGGCGGAGCACAACGUCUCGGUACUGAUGCUCUCCACCUACCAGACUGACUUCAUUCUGGUGCGGGAGAAAGACUUGCCUGUUGUGAUUCACACACUGGAAGGCGAGUUUGAUAUUUACAAGGAGGUGAAUGGGGAGCCAGUCCCUGCAAACUGUGAUGAGGCAAGCAACGGUUUCCUGAAGCCAAAACAAGCAGUGAAUGCCACUGUCCACCCAGUCCAGAGCCCUCAGAACAGGUUCUGCAUUCUGAGCGUUGCUCCUGACUCCUUGCCAGCCAUUGCCACCAUCCUCAUUGAUGUCCUGUUCUACUCACAUAGCUCUCAGUCCGAGUGUAGCCGCGGUUGUGCAGCAUGGAGUGGCAAGGAGUCUCGUUUGCUCAGAUGUCCCUCUUUGGGGAGGUGCCAGCCAGCUGUGUCACAUCUCAAAAUCUUUCACUUCUCUCCCAGGUUUCCCAGUGAUCUCCUGUUGACCAGCUCCUCAGGGGAGCUCUGGAGGAUGGUGAGAAUCGGCGGGCAGCCCUUGGGCUUUGAUGAAUGUGGGAUCGUGGCUCAGAUUGCAGAGCCUCUGGCCGAUGCGGACAUAUCUGCUUACUACAUCAGCACCUUCAACUUUGACCAUGCCUUGGUCCCAGAGGAAGGCAUUGACCACGUCACGGAAGUGCUCCAGAAACGGCAGGAGAGCCAGAGAUAGCUGUUUGGCACAGCCUUGACAUGCCUCCAGUGCCUACUAGAGAAAGCAAGCCAGCGGAAAAUGCCCCAGCCGUGCUUGAUAGCGGUGUUCCUGACUCAAGGAAGGAAGCACUCCUCGGCGUGAGCCAGCCCACCGCCUUUUUCUUUUCUUGGAGAGCCGUCCGUUCCAUGCAGAGCAUAUUGGGGGUGGGCUGUUCUUUGCUUCCCAGAAAGGGGGAGUCCGUGCUUGCUUUUGGAUACUUUUCCAGAACCUGGCUAACUGUGGCCAGUGUCAGUAUUACCCAGCACAGCUCUUGGCCUUUCAGCCCCUUCGGUCCUUUAAUCGUGUUGCAUCUGGAGCAAAGGAGGAGGAUUUCUAUCCAUGGUGGGUUCUGGGGGAGAGUCUCCUAUUUUGCACAUUUCAGUACUGAGCUUUCCCGACUGAGAAUCAAGCCUGGAGAUGUUUUAGGUGGUGGGGAGGUAUCUUUUGUUGUUGAUAAGAGUUGGAAACCGAUCCAUGUUAUCCAUCGCUAGGUGUGGUGGAGUGUUGUUUUAAAGGUGUUGUCUUAACAGAUGAUAUUGGGGCUGUUUCAUAUGUCCUCGAGAAGUGAGCCAGAUACUGACUUUCACUUCUGCUCCUGUCCCAAAGUCUGGGACCAGCGGGUUCCCGUAGAGCUUUCAGGUGCUCUGGACAGGGCUUCCCUGAGGCUGGGGUUGUGCCGUCCACUAACAGUAUUAAGCUAACACGUUAA
This is a messenger RNA of Gekko japonicus, 1759 nucleotides long. It is a transcript of the gene CASTOR1, whose product is annotated as GATS protein-like 3. Bases 22 to 1029 code for a protein of 335 amino acids. Gene Ontology annotation, biological process: negative regulation of TORC1 signaling; cellular response to L-arginine. The record is from RefSeq and is a predicted model, not a curated record. Gene Ontology annotation, cellular component: cytosol. Gene Ontology annotation, molecular function: arginine binding. The transcript is spliced from 8 exons. NCBI's taxonomy places the organism in Eukaryota, Metazoa, Chordata, Lepidosauria, Squamata, Gekkonidae.